This is a messenger RNA of Nylanderia fulva, 2000 nucleotides long. RefSeq names its product Mahogunin ring finger 1 (gene Mrgn1). The record is from RefSeq and is a predicted model, not a curated record. Gene Ontology annotation, biological process: protein ubiquitination. Gene Ontology annotation, molecular function: ubiquitin protein ligase activity. Gene Ontology annotation, cellular component: cytoplasm. Lineage: Eukaryota; Metazoa; Arthropoda; Insecta; Hymenoptera; Formicidae.
AACUCGAGAGAGAAGGGGUUCGCUAAAUAAAUAUGACAACUUGUGAUAUAGUUUAUGACACUUUUCUCUGUGGUUUAGCAAUAUAUUUAUACGAUUUUAAUUGUGGUUGUUGAACAAAUAUUUUUGCAGAUCUGCAACUUGUGAUUGUUAAUAAACAAUCGCAAAAUGGGAUCGUUGACAAGCAGGCAGAACGCUGGUGUCGAAGAAGUUGAUAUCACCUCGAAUCAUGCGUAUAAAUAUCCCCCGAGAUCUGGUUCCUAUUUUGGUAGUCAUUUCAUAAUGGGUGGCGAACGAUUCGACACACCUCAGCCUGAAGCGUAUUUGUUUGGAGAGAAUGCCGAUUUAAAUUUCUUAGGCAGUCGACCGACUCCUUUUCCAUAUCCUCCACCGCAAGCUGGCGAUCCUACAAAGACUUUAAAAAGUUUAGUAAACAUAAGGAAGGAAUCUUUAAGACUGGUUCGCAAUAUGGAUCAAACAUCAACAUCUUCACAAUAUCAUAAUGUUAAGCAUUAUGGUGAUAUUGAUAUUGAUAAGAAACCUAGUCGUUUCAAUAUCGAAUUUGUAUUUGAUUGUGAUGUGAGGUGUGCUAUAACAAUAUAUUAUUUUUGUACAGAGGAGAUUACGACAAAGGGAGUUAUAUAUAUUCCACGAGAUUCAUCUAUGAAUUCUGAAACUUAUCAUUAUAAAAAAGGAGCAAAUCAGUUAUUUUCACAAACAUCACAUAUAUUUGAUCCAACAUUGUAUACUGAAGAAGAUAUGAUAUAUAAUGCAGAUAGAGAAAUUAUUCCGAUAGCUAUACAUUGUGUAGCUGAAGAAGGAUCAGACGACCCAAAACAGUCUCAUACAACCAUAGCCGUUGUUGAAAAACAUUCCGAUGGCACAUAUGUGCUAAAAGCGCUCAAACAAAAAAUUUAUGUAGACGGCCUCUGUUAUUUGCUACAAGAGAUUUAUGGAAUUGAAAACAAAAAUACUGAAAACGCAAAACAACAAGGUAGUGAUGAAGACACUGAUGACAAUGGAGCCGAAUGUGUUAUUUGCAUGAGCGAAGUACGCGACACGCUGAUUUUACCAUGCAGGCAUUUGUGUCUAUGCAAUUCUUGCGCCGAUUCCUUGAGAUACCAAGCAAAUAAUUGCCCGAUAUGUCGUGCGCCAUUUAGAGCACUCUUACAAAUUAAAGCUCUCCAAAAGUCGAGUACAAUUAUAUCAAAUCCGCCAUUGCCAGAGGGAAGCUGUGAGAAUAUUCCAUCAGGCUACGAAGCGGUAUCUCUGAUAGAGGCUUUAAAUGGACCCUACAUUCCACGGACAGCUAUUAUCGCAUCAGAAUCGCCGGAUACACCUGAUACAGAUACAGCGAGUGCUAUUCAAGCCGCAGAAACAUUAAAUCGCUCGGCUGAACGUACUCCGGUCUCGAAACAUAUAUCCACUAAAGAAGACAUAUCGGCCAGAUCCAGCGGCACUACAUGUCCAACUCCCGAAUUCCGGAUGUCCGUAUUAUUAGCCAGAGAUGAACACUCGGGUUCUCAAAAGGAAUUGCAUAAUAGAUCACCAGCUGUGCGAACGAAAUCGGUGCAUUCGCGUGACAAAUCUGGUUUAAGAGCGCGCGACACGUUGAGAUUGGUUAAUGAGAAGCAGCCAGUUUCUUUAUAUGAGGGUCAAGCACAAGACGAAGAUAGCGAAGCAGAAAAAUUGUCACCAUUAUUAGAUGCAGCUACAAGUACUGAAGCUUUAGAUGUACAUUCCCGUAGAAUAUGCGAUAUUGAUAUUGAUGAUGAAAUUCAAAAUACAGAAAAUGAAAAUGAUGUGGACAUCACUUGUCACUCCCAUUAGAAAGUGACGAAAGAUAUAUUUUUGGAUACAGUAUUCAUUCUUGUUAAAUAUUGUCUAUAUGACGUUUUAUCUUUUAUGUAAAAAAUGAAAAUCAAUUAUUUAUUCGGAAGUUAUUUACUGUGACUAUAUCAAAUUUUUUUAACAAUUUUUUAUAAUAUAUUAUAGUUAUAUUG